Molecule: messenger RNA, 1305 nt
Organism: Hermetia illucens (black soldier fly)
Lineage: Eukaryota; Metazoa; Arthropoda; Insecta; Diptera; Stratiomyidae
Product: GILT-like protein 3
Exons: 5
Coding region: 396-1046 (216 amino acids)
Molecular function (GO): oxidoreductase activity, acting on a sulfur group of donors, disulfide as acceptor
Source: RefSeq, a predicted model, not a curated record
AUUUGCCUUCCCUAGAGCUCAACAUGUGCCAGUUACAUUUUCACAAAUAUUACUUUCUUGAAAUUGUCUAUCUGAAUUGAGUUCUUAUCUAAGUUGAGCGCUCUUAACAGUGAACGUGAUAACGAACUCGGGUACAUACAUAUAUGCAUAUUUCUGUAUGUAUAUUCAUUAAAGGGCGGUUAACAUAGAUUCUUGCUUAAUCUGCAAUUGAAUUACGUAUAAAACGCGUAGGAAAGCCAUUUGUUCGUCAACAUAUGUAUCUUUGGUUUUCCAAAGCAAUCUAUGAUUGAAGCAAGAAGAAUUCAGUCAUUCCGUCUUGUGCUUUCGGUUUGUGAUCACUUGAGUGCCAGUGUCGGUUGAGUUUCGAUUCAAAAAAUUCGUUCAUAAAGUUUGAAAUGGGGUUCAGCGUUUCGACCGUUUCUUUAGUGCUGUUGCUCCCACUGGCAAUGGUCACUGGGCAAGUACCCGAAGAAAGCCAGAAUGCAGUGGAAAAGCUGCAAGUUCAAGUGUAUUAUGAGACCAAAUGCCCGGACAGUAUGAGUUUUUUGCGAAAUCAGUUGCAACCAUCUAUGAGGGAGAAGAAUAGGAUGCAGUACACCGACCUAGAGCUGAUACCAUUUGGGAAGGCAAUAGUUUGGAGAGAUGCGACUACAAAGAAAUUACAUGUCCAAUGUCAGCAUGGGGAACCUGAAUGUGUGGACAACGCUUUGCAUGCUUGCAUCUUAGAAACAUCUGACUUCGAAGUAGCUUUUGAUGUUAUUGUUUGUUUAAUGGGAAGCUACACUACUGAACUUCAAAAGUGUUCAGAAAAAUACAAUUUGAAUUUGGACCCAGUUAACGAAUGUGUUGCAAAUCGUAGUACCGCCGAAAUACUCGAAAAGUAUGGACGUCAAACAGCAGAAAUCGAUCUCACUUUUGUGCCAUCUAUAGCUCUUAAUGGAAAAUUCGACUACUCCGAGCAAAACCACUUGCUAUAUAGAUUCGAUGCCAAAUUUUGUAACGCUUACGAGAUAAAACAUGGAAAGAAAUUGGAAAACUGUCACUGACGAAAGGACAAUAAAUUAAAAAAUGCUGGAGCCAAGUUUGCUAUAUAUGGAUACAUCGCUAUAGUGUGGAACAUUAACUUUUUCGCUAUUUAAAUUUUCAAAGUAUUUCAAGUUGGCCUUCAUUGUUUUAGAAGGUGACAGUCGUGCAAUAUGUAAAAUAUUGUAGGCGUUUUUCAGUAAAAGAUGCCUUUCCGUACCAAAACUAAAUUUUUCUGUUUUAAAACUCAAAUCAUCAAAUUCAAAAAGCAUUAAUUAUAGA